Molecule: messenger RNA, 2769 nt
Organism: Mustela lutreola (European mink)
Lineage: Eukaryota; Metazoa; Chordata; Mammalia; Carnivora; Mustelidae
Gene: MARCHF7
Product: membrane associated ring-CH-type finger 7
Exons: 10
Coding region: 200-2347 (715 amino acids)
Biological process (GO): protein autoubiquitination
Cellular component (GO): nucleus
Molecular function (GO): zinc ion binding; ubiquitin binding; ubiquitin conjugating enzyme binding
Source: RefSeq, a predicted model, not a curated record
GGGGAGAAGAAGGGAGGGGCUUUCAACGGUGGCGGCUGGUUCUGCGCCGGAUCCGGGCGAGGGGCGGGCGCCAUUGUGCUUCUCUGCCGAGUGCUCUGGUUUAUUUAGGAGCCCUGAUCUCCGAGGAAGAAGGCAGUGGUCGCUUCGAGCAGGACGCGCCCUGUACAGUGCCAGCUUGGGAAGAGGGGAAACCUCAAGAAUGGAUUCUAAACCGUCAAGGAUUCCAAGAAGAAUUUCAGUUCAACCCCCCACCUCUUUAAGUGCUAGGAUGAUGUCUGGAAGCAGAGGGAAUAAUUUAAAUGAUACCUAUCACUCAAGAGACUCUUCAUUUAGACUGGAUUCUGAAUAUCAGUCUACGUCAGCAUCAGCAUCUGCAUCACCAUUUCAGUCUACAUGGUAUAGUGAAUCUGAGAUAACUCAGGGAGCACGAUCAAGAUCACAAAACCAGCAACGGGAUCAUGAUUCAAAAAGACCUAAACUUUCCUGCACAAACUGUACAUCUACCUCAGUUGGGAGAAAUAUUGGACAUGGUUUAAAUGCAGUGUCAGAUUCUUCAUGGAGACAUAAUCAGGUUCCCAGAUCUUCAUCAAUGGUACUUGGAUCAUUUGGAACUGACUUAAUGAGAGAGAGAAGAGAUUUAGAGAGAAGAGCAGAUUCUUCCAUUAGUAAUCUUAUGGAUUAUAGUCACCGAAGUGGUGAUUUCACAGCUUCGUCCUAUGUUCAAGACAGAGUUCCUUCUUCAUAUUCACAGGGAGCAAGACCAAAAGAUCACUCCGUGAGCACUUUACAGUUGAAUACAUCAUCUACAAACCACCAAAUGCCUUCUGAACAUCAGACCAUACCAUGUUCUAGGGACUCCAGUAGAAAUUCUCUAAGAUCAAAUUUUUCUCCAAGAGAAUUGGAAUCUCCCCAAAGCAGUACACAACCUGGAUUUUCUUAUAUUUCAAAUAGAGAUGAAACCUCAACCAUAAGCAGUUCAGAUAGGGUUGGUUCAUCUCAAAGAUCAUUUCAAGAAUCUUCUGACAAUGAAGGUAGACGUUCAACCAGGAGAUUGCUGUCGCGUAUAGCUUCUAGUAUGUCAUCUACCUUUUUUUCACGAAGAUCUAGCCAGGAUUCCUUGAAUACAAGAUCGUUGAGUUCUGAAAAUUCCUAUGUGUCUCCAAGAAUCUUGACAACUUCACAGUCUCGUAGCAAUGCAGCAUCAUCUUCUGAUGUCCCUGAUAAUAGGGCAUCUGAAGCUUCUCAGGGAUUUCGAUUUCUUAGGCGAAGAUGGGGUUUGUCCUCUCUUAGCCAAAAUCAUAGCUCUGAGCCAGAUUCAGAAAAUUUUAACCAGGAAUCUGAAGGUAGAAAUACAGGACCAUGGUUAUCUUCCUCACUUAGAAAUAGAUGCACACCUUUGUUCUCUAGAAGGAGACGAGAGGGACGAGAUGAAUCUUCAAGGAUACCUACCUCUGAUAUACCACCUAGAUCUCAUCAUAUGUUUAGAAGAGAAUCAAAUGAAGUGGUUCACCUUGAAGCACAGAGUGAUCCUGUUGGGGCUACUGCCAGCAGAUCACAGGCAUCUGCGGCUUCGAGUAAUGCUGGUACUGGUGGCUCCACAUCAGAUUCAGCCCACAGUGGAAGAAAUACAGGAAUAACAGGGAUCCUUCCUGGUUCCUUAUUUCGAUUUGCAGUCCCCCCAGCACUUGGAAAUAAUUUAACCGACAAUGUCAUGAUCACUGUAGAUAUUAUUCCUUCAGGUUGGAGUUCAUCUGAUGGAAAAAGUGAUAAAACUAAAAGUGCACCUUCAAGAGACCCAGAGAGACUGCAGAAAAUAAAAGAAAGCCUCCUUUUAGAGGAUUCUGAAGAAGAAGAAGGUGACUUAUGUAGAAUUUGUCAGAUGGCAGCUGCAUCAUCAUCUAACUUGUUGAUAGAGCCAUGCAAGUGCACAGGAAGUUUGCAGUAUGUCCACCAAGAGUGUAUGAAAAAGUGGUUACAGGCCAAAAUUAACUCCGGUUCUUCAUUAGAGGCCGUAACCACCUGUGAACUCUGUAAAGAGAAGUUGCAGCUUAACCUGGAGGAUUUUGAUAUUCAUGAACUACAUAGAGCUCAUGCAAAUGAACAAGCUGAGUAUGAGUUUAUCAGCUCUGGUCUCUACCUAGUUGUGUUAUUGCACUUGUGCGAGCAAAGCUUUUCUGAUAUGAUGGGAAAUACAAAUGAACCAAGCACGCGUGUCCGAUUUAUUAACCUUGCAAGAACUCUUCAGGCACAUAUGGAAGAUCUCGAAACAGUAAUAAACCAGAUUCUUCUCAGGUGUGUGAGAGCACUUGCCUUAAGUUCAUUUUUUCUCUGGUGUCUGUAUCAUUAGCUACUAUGAACACAGAUUGGUCUCAGUUGUUUAGAAGAUGUUUCUUGAAGCACAUUUUAAGCAUUUUCAUUUUUAUAAAAACUAACCUAACAAAAAGAUGUGGGGGUGGGAACAUUGUGGAUGGGCAUCGCCCACAGUCAGACCACCCCUAACCCUAUCAUUUACCAUUUUGAUCAAACAGUAUACUAAAUUGGGAUUUUUAUUUUACAAGUCAUUACUAUUCUGGCUUCAUAUUUACACUUCCAUUCUCAUCCCCCUAAAAUCAUUCUUGAUCAUCCUGUUUUCUUUCAACAGCUUCAGAGGAUGAUUCCGAAGAAGAUGGAGACCAUAACAGAACAUUUGAUAUUGCCUAACUUCAUAUAAGACAAAUGGGUGAUCUGUGAACAAGUGUUUAUUAAAAGUGGCAAUUAAGUAUGAAUUAA